UUCGAGGUGAGAAUGAAGACCAUUCUCAGCAAUCAGACUGUCGACAUUCCAGAAAAUGUCGACAUUACUCUGAAAGGACGCACGGUUAUUGUGAAGGGCCCCAGAGGCACCCUGCAGAGGGACUUCAAUCACAUCAGCGGAGAACUCAGUCUCCUUGGAAAGAAAAAGAAGAGGCUCCGGGUUGACACCUGGUGGGAGAAUAGAAAGGAACUGGUGACUGUUCGUACUAUCUGUAGUCACGUACAGAACAUGAUCAAGGGUGUUACACUGGGCUUCAGUUACAAGACAAGUUCUGCGUAUGCUCAUUUACCCAUCAGUGUUGUUAUUCAGGAAAAUGGUUCUCUUGUAGAAAUCCAAAAUUUGGAGAGUGAAAAAUACAUCUGCAGGGUUCGGAUGAGGCCAGGUGUUGCUUGUUCAGUAUCUCAAGCCCAGAAAGAUGAGUUGAUUCUCGAAGGAAACGACAUUGAACUUGUGUCAAAUUCAGCUGCCUAG
Messenger RNA from Physeter macrocephalus (sperm whale), 492 nucleotides. Its product is annotated as 60S ribosomal protein L9-like. The record is from RefSeq and is a predicted model, not a curated record. Gene Ontology annotation, cellular component: ribosome; cytosolic large ribosomal subunit. Lineage: Eukaryota; Metazoa; Chordata; Mammalia; Artiodactyla; Physeteridae. The coding region runs from base 13 to 492 and encodes 159 amino acids. Gene Ontology annotation, biological process: cytoplasmic translation. The transcript has a single exon. Gene Ontology annotation, molecular function: structural constituent of ribosome; rRNA binding.